This is a messenger RNA of Triticum urartu, 1218 nucleotides long. NCBI's taxonomy places the organism in Eukaryota, Viridiplantae, Streptophyta, Magnoliopsida, Poales, Poaceae. The record is from RefSeq and is a predicted model, not a curated record.
AUGGCAGAUUAUCACCCAAACCAGCGUGAUGAGAUAAGAAGAAAGUAUCUAAUUUGGCGACCUAAUCAGCCUGACAUUGACUUUCCAUACAGAGAGUUUGGGAAGAAGAAGAAUAGGAGGAGGUUCAAUGCAGAUUGGUACGACGAUUAUGCAUAUUGUCUAGAGUACAACGAGAAGGAGCACAAGGCCUAUUGCUUAUGUUGCUAUUUGUUUAGAGACAACAUCAAAGAUAGCCACCAUGGGCAUGAUGCAUUUAUAGUGGAAGGCUUCAACAGUUGGAACAAGCCAAAGAGAUCUGUGACUCAUGUCGGCAAUCGUAAUAGCUUUCACAAUAGGGCACUCAAGGAUUGUGAGGAUCUACUAAAACAGGGGCAACCUUUCCGUGGUCACAAUGAAUCUAAAGAUUCUAAAAAUAAAGGAAACUACCGUGAGUUACUUGGUUUGAAUAUUAAACAAGUUAGAGGCCAAGGUUAUGACGGCGCAAGUAAUAUGUCUGGUGAGUUUAAUGCAUCUUGCAAGAGAAAAGACCAACUUCGUGAGCAUCAUCAAGAAGAAGUGAGGAAAGCAAUCGUUUGUGGAGAGAUCUCUACAAGAACGGGACUAAAUCAAGAACUAUCAUUUCAGAGACCAGGUGGCACUCGACGGAACUCCCAUUAUAAAACAUUGUUGGGUUUGUCAAAGAUGUUCUCGUCGGUGGUUAAAUUUAAUGACAGAUUUAAUGAGGUAAAUUCUGAGUUGCUUCUAUGCAUGUCUGCUUUGAGCCCAAGUGAUUUAUUUUGUCGUUUUGACAAGGCGAAGUUGCUGAAAUUAGCUAAGCAUUAUCCUGAUGACUUUAAUCACAAAGAUAUGGUGACUCUUGAACAUGAACUUGGUCUCUACAUAGAUAAUAUACUCCAUGAUACAAGGUUUUCUAUCUUGGAAAAAAUAGGUGAUCUAGCUAAACUGAUGGUGGAUACAAGGAAGCACCUCUCCUAUCCUUUGGUAUAUCGGCUUGUGAAGCUAGCUUUGACUCUUCCUGUUGCCACUGCCACUGUUGAGAGAUGUUUUUCAGCUAUGAAGAUUGUGAAAAAUGCUUUGCGUAACAAAAUUGGUGAUGAUUAUUUGAGCCAUAGCCUAAUUUGCUUUGUGGAAAAGGGACUGCUGGACGAAAUUACUAAUGAAGUGAUUGUUGAUCGUUUUCAUAAGAUGAAAGAUCGUCGUGGGAAGAACGAAAUAUAA